This is a messenger RNA of Sardina pilchardus (European sardine), 2095 nucleotides long. It is a transcript of the gene pals1b, whose product is annotated as protein associated with LIN7 1, MAGUK p55 family member b. Gene Ontology annotation, molecular function: protein binding. The record is from RefSeq and is a predicted model, not a curated record. Bases 14 to 2095 code for a protein of 693 amino acids. NCBI's taxonomy places the organism in Eukaryota, Metazoa, Chordata, Actinopteri, Clupeiformes, Clupeidae. Gene Ontology annotation, cellular component: plasma membrane; adherens junction. The transcript is spliced from 14 exons. Gene Ontology annotation, biological process: generation of neurons; establishment or maintenance of epithelial cell apical/basal polarity; establishment or maintenance of polarity of embryonic epithelium.
CACACAUCCAAAUAUGAUCACAUCACACAUGAAUGGCUACAUUAUGGGUGACUCCCAAACCGGAUCUGCGGGCACAGCGCACAACAAAUCUGGGACCAAUCACGGGGCGUCGGAGUGGGACGACAUCGCAGAUGACACGUCCGCCCACGCCGAUCCCAGCCGCUGCUCGGCACAGAUGAAGCGCAUCCAGAACCACCAGGAGGAGCUGAGGAAGAAGCGGGAAGAGGAAGGACGUCAGCGGAAGGCCCAGACGACGACGACGACGAUAACGACGACGGCCAGCAUCAACUCCUCGCUGCGGCUCAAGAAGCUCUCCCAGGACCCCUGCCCCAAGGUGGGCAUCGACAACCCCACGUUUGAGCCGUCCGAGUCGGACAGGAAGGAGUCGGUGCCUGCUCGUGCUGGUGGAGAUGCUGGACUCGAAGGCUAUCCUGAUGAUAAUGGUCAUCUGUCAGAGCUGGACGACCUGCUGGUGUCCCUGGAGCAGGUGCACCACUGCCUGGGCACGGACCAGCAGAGCCAGGAGGACCUGCAGCUGGUGGUGGAGCUGCUGCGCACCUCCGACUUCCAGACGGCCUUCCAGCUGCACUGCGCCAUCGCCCUGGGCAUGCAGCGCGUCAGCCCCCCCUUCCCCCUCACCGCCCAGGCUCAGAGGCUCUGCCAGGAGGUGGAGAGUGCCCUCCAGACCAGCCGACAAAAGGAGGGCCUGGAGCUCAAAGCACUGCUCACCUCUCCCCACGUCCAGGCUCUGAUGGAGGCCCAUGACGGUGUGGCGGAGCAGGAGCUGGACCCUGAGCCCAGUGAGAUGGCCCUCUCUCAGUACGGGGACACGGUCAAACUCGUACGGCUGCAGAAGACUCGGGACAUCCCCCUGGGAGCGACGGUGCGUAACGAGCAGCAGCGUGUGGUGGUGAGCCGCGUGGUGAAGGGCGGGGCGGCGGAGCGCAGCGGGCUGCUGAGGGAGGAGGACGAGAUCCUGGAGAUCAACGGCAUCCCCGUCAGGGGCAAGAACAUCAGCCAAGUGCAGGAGAUGAUGUUGGCUAUGAAUGGCACGCUUACCUUACUGCUCAUCCCCAACUCCUGCGAGAACCCUUCAAACCGGCAAACUGUGAUGCAUGUGAAGGUCUACUUCGAUUACGACCCCUCGGAAGACCCCUACUUGCCAUGCCGAGAGCUGGGCCUGUCCUUCCAGCGGGGGGACAUCCUGCACAUCAUCAGCCAGGACGACCCCAACUGGUGGCAGGCCUACCGGGACGGUGAAGUGGACAACCAGCCCCUCGCGGGCCUCGUCCCUGGAAAGACCUUCCAGCAACAGAGGGAAACUCUGAAGAGGGUCAUUACAGACAAGAACCCAGAAAAUGCAGGGAAGAUCUGGUGUGCCAAGAACAAGGGCAAGAAGCCUAGAAAGAGUGCGCGCAAACCUGACAGAAGCACAGAGCACCACACUGAGGAGAUUUUAACCUAUGAGGAGAUGGCUCUGUUCCACCAGCCGGCCAAUCGCAAGCGGCCCAUCGCGCUGAUAGGCCCGCCCAACAAGCGACAGGACGAGCUAAAGAGGAGGCUACUGGCGGCUGAGCCAAACCGGUUCGCCAGCGCUGUGCCACACACCACCCGUCAGCCCCGCUCUCACGAGGUGAAUGGCCGCGAGUACCACUUUGUGACGCGACUGAACUUCGAGACGGAUCUGUCUACCGGGAAGUUCUUGGAGUCGGGCGAGUUCGAGAGGAACCUGUACGGAACCACCACCGACUCUGUCCGACAGGUGGUCAACUCAGGACGCAUCUGCCUGCUCUGUCUGCAGACCAGGUCCCUGCGCGUGCUGCGUUCCUCCAACCUGAAGCCCUACAUAAUCUUCAUCGCACCUCCCUCCCUGGAGAGAUUGCGCACCCUGCUGUCCAAAGGGGGAAGCACACCCAAGGUGGAGGAGCUGAAGGAUGUGGUGGACAAGGCCCAGGAGAUGGAGCAGAACUUUGGCCACCUAUUUGAUGCCGUCGUCAUUAACGACGACCCGGAGAGAGCCUAUCAGGAGCUGAAGCGCCUCAUAGACAAGCUGGACGUGGAGCCCCAAUGGGUGCCCUCCUCGUGGCUCUGCUGA